AUGUCGUCUGUUCACGCCGUGGAAAGGGAGCAUACCUCCAACGGGAAUCACUCCAGUCCCUCGAUGGAAGAGUUCCCAGAUGCCAUCAAUUCGCUAGACAUUGCAAGAACAGCCAGCCACGGUACGGUUGCGUGGACCACAAGCUGUGCCAUGAGUGGAAUGGCUGCCGAAGCUGUGUCCUCUGUGCACCAGUAUGAACGGCCCGCAUCAAUGCCGGUGGCCAGUACCCUUCGACGAAAUACAAUGGCCGUCUUGACGAUAUUCACCAAUCUGUUGCAGGGCGCUAUCGUUCUGGUUGCCGGUCCUAUCGGCGCUGUAUAUGGGCAUAAGAACAUGCUGAUAUAUAGGACUCUCUGGCUAGGCGUUUGCAAUCUGGUCUGUGGCUUCUGCAACAACUUCAUUACCUUCGUUAUCAUGCGAGCGCUGUCCGGAAUUGGCGGGGCCCUGAUCAUGCCCAACGCUGUGGCCAUUCUCACCAUUACCAACCCUCCCGGACUGACUUACCUUGAGGUGCUAGCUUUCUUCUCUGCAUCUCAAGCUCCCAGUUCAGGGUGGUCGAGCCCAGCCGUGGUAGUGUGCCUUAUCGUCUCGAUCGCCUUACUCGCUUUGUUUCUGGCUUGGGAACAAUAUGCCACCCCCCAUCCUAUCAUGCCGCUGAGCAUAUUCAAGGCACCGUCAUUCGGCAUCCUCAUUCUCGUGGCGCUUUUCAAUUUCAUGGCGGUAGGGAUCUUCUGUUGGUACCAGACACUGUGGCUGCAGGAAAUCUGGCAUUGGUCAUUAUUGCACUUCGCCCUCAGUUGGACACCGUUCGUGAUCUGCGCCAUUGCAGCGGCUUCGUUGUCUGCGUGGCAGGUUCCUCGGCUGGAUGCUCAAUGGAUCUUGGCCAUUGGGACCCUGACCAUCCUGGGGGCUUGUCUGCUCAUGGCCACCCUAUCGGAGCCUCGGAUCUAUUGGCCGCAGGUCUUUCCCUCCGUCGUCCUGUUCGCCUUCUCCCCGGAUCUGGUCUAUACCGCGGCGCAGAUCAUCGCCAGCAAUUCGGUCAGUCGCCAGCACCAGGGCACGGCCGGCUCUCUCAUCAGCAUCCUCAACCUCUACGGCGUCAGUUUGGGCCUUGGGUUCGCCGGGACGAUCGAGGUCCAGACCAACGACCACGGCCGGGACAAAGUUUUGGGCUUUCGAGCAGCACUAUAUUUCGGGGUGGCCAUGGCUGCGGUCGCUGUGUUGGUCGACGUUUUCUUCAUCCGCUGUGUCAAGGAUGAGAAAAGGGGCUGGGAUGAAGGCGAUUUGAGCGCUUUGGCAGAUCAGGAACUGGAGGCUCGCGCCAUGACAAGUGGUGCAUCGCCGCCGACUGUCACUGUCAGUAGUAGAGUGUGA
Capronia epimyces CBS 606.96 is the source of this 1374-nucleotide messenger RNA. RefSeq lists its product as uncharacterized. Gene Ontology annotation, molecular function: transmembrane transporter activity. Gene Ontology annotation, cellular component: membrane. Gene Ontology annotation, biological process: transmembrane transport. The record is from RefSeq and is a predicted model, not a curated record. Bases 1 to 1374 code for a protein of 457 amino acids. The transcript has 3 exons. Lineage: Eukaryota; Fungi; Ascomycota; Eurotiomycetes; Chaetothyriales; Herpotrichiellaceae.